AUGGAUCGUUGGCAUGGGAAGUUGGCUAUCGUCACCGGAGCCAGCUCUGGCAUCGGGUACGCUAUUUCCGAAGAACUGGUGAAAAAAGGGCUGCAGGUUGUGGGAUUGGCGAGGCGUGUGGACAGGGUCGAAGCUUUGGCUCGAACAUUGGAAGGACAACCUGGAAAACUUCACGCCAGAAAAACUGAUAUUACCAAAGAAUCAGAGCUCUUGGAAUCACUGAAAUGGGCUGCUGAAAAAUUCGGAGUCGCGCAUAUACUGAUCAACAACGCCGGAGUCGCGAGACCCGUCGAUCUGAUAACAGGUAGCUCCGAAGACUUUCGACUGGUCAUCGAGACCAACCUGAUUUCCGUCGCUAUAGGUACGCGAGAGGUAGUUCAAAAGAUGUUGGAGGGUAAGGUCGAAGGACACAUCCUGAACAUCAACAGCAUUUGCGGACAUUACGUGCCGAUGCUACCUUUGAAUAAUAUGUAUCCAGCAUCGAAGCACGCCAUCACCGGAUUCACGGAAACGCUCAGGCAGGAACUUUUCCAGCGGGGAAGCAAAAUCAAGGUUACGAGCGUUAGUCCAGGUUACGUUAAAACGGAAAUAGGCUCGGCGAACGGUUUUUUCGAUUUGAAAGAGAUCAAAGAAUUAGAGGAAUCCGCUCCAUAUUUGGAGAGCAAAGACGUUGCUGAUGCUGUGAUCUAUGUGCUCGGUACACCUCAACACGUUCAAGUAACUGAACUUACAAUAAGGCCGACAGGAGAACCUGUGUAA
Molecule: messenger RNA, 759 nt
Organism: Nicrophorus vespilloides
Lineage: Eukaryota; Metazoa; Arthropoda; Insecta; Coleoptera; Silphidae
Product: farnesol dehydrogenase-like
Exons: 4
Coding region: 1-759 (252 amino acids)
Source: RefSeq, a predicted model, not a curated record